CCCGCUGAUUUCACAAAUAUUAAACUCCCUAAACCGGAGCUUGACCCAUCUCCGAUCAAAAGCGCAAAACCCGGAGCCGCCGACGUCUUCCACGUCACACUGCAGUGACUUCGCCGCCAUUAUGGUUGAGUCGCCAUAAAUUUUCUUUAAGCUUUACCAACAAGCAACUAAUCUUUAACACGAUGAUAAGCUCAUUUAUGUCCCGCUUCAAUCACUUUCUCACUCUCAAACCACCCACGUCUCUUCCUCACCAUUAUACCAUUAUUACUUCAUUUCAUACUCGUUUAUUUUCUUGCAAAGGCCGCACCUUUAUCUCCAACCACUCUCGCCUCCUCUCUUCUGCUCCACAUAUUAGUACAUUUAUGGAGCUUGUUAAAGAAAUAGCUAGCUGGUCGCCUGAAUCUCAGCAGAAUAUUGUCAUUAAAGAUGAUCAGAAGUGCUGCAGUUACCUUCAACUAAUCUCAUAUGCUGGAAGGAUACAUGAUCAGUUAACCAAUCUUCACCAGAAAAAUGGAGAUAGUAUACAACAGAAAGAUCUUGGUGGAGCAAGAAUUGGAAUUGUGGCUAAACCCUGUGCUGAGUUUGUUGCUGGAAUACUGGGGACUUGGCUUUGCGGAGGUGUAGCUGUCCCUCUUGCUUUAAGCUACCCAGAAACCGAGCUCCUACAUGUGAUGAAUGAUUCGGACAUCUCUAUGAUUUUGAGUACCGAAGAUCAUAGGGAAAUUAUGACCAGUGUUGCAGCUAAGACUGGUGCUCAAUUGUCUUUCCUUCCCACCAUUCCCAUUUCAUCCACUGAUCAUACCCAGUUACACAAUGAGAGUAAUGGUGGUAAAAGAGUACUGCAAUUUGAAUUCUCCCAAAAUGUACAAGGAGAGGACCCAGCAUUGAUUUUGUACACUAGUGGUACUACAGGGAGACCAAAAGGAGUUGUGCACACACAUACAACCGUCCUAGCACAGGUCCAAAUGUUAACAAACGCAUGGGAAUACACAUCCAAUGAUUAUUUCCUGCACUGUCUACCUCUACACCAUGUGCAUGGGCUUUUUAAUGCUUUAUUUGCACCUAUCUAUGCAGGUUCCAAGGUUGAAUUCAUGCCGAAAUUCAGAGUGAGAGGAAUUUGGCAGAGAUGGCGUGAAUCAUAUCCUAUAGAUGGGAGUAAAUCUGAUGAUGCAAUAACAGUAUUCACUGGAGUUCCUACCAUGUAUACACGACUUAUUCAAGGUUAUGAAGCAAUGGAUACAGAAUUACAAACAGCUUCUGCUUCAGCAGCAAGGCACUUGCGCCUUAUGAUGUGUGGCUCCUCUGCACUUCCUCUUCCUGUCAUGCAACAGUGGGAAACAAUCACCGGGCACCGCCUUUUAGAGCGAUAUGGCAUGACUGAGUUUGUAAUGGCAAUUUCUAAUCCCCUAAGAGGUCAGCGCAAAGGAGGUACUGUGGGCAAGCCAUUUGCGGUUGUGCAGGCCAAGCUCCUAUCAGAGGAUGUUAACAGUGAUGACAAAACAGGGGUGGGCGAGCUCUGCAUCAAAAGCCCUUCAUUGUUUAAAGGAUACUGGAAACUUCCUGAGGUUACCAAAGAGUCAUUUACCGAUGAUGGGUUUUUCAAGACUGGAGAUGCUGCUAGAAUCGAUGAAGAUGGAUACUAUAUCAUUUUGGGCCGUACCAAUGCUGAUAUAAUGAAGGUUGGUGGAUACAAGUUAUCUGCACUGGAAAUAGAAGCCGUUCUCUUGGAGCAUCCGGUAAUAUCUGAGUGCUGUGUGUUGGGUUUACCCGACAAAGACUAUGGGGAAGUUGUGUGCGCAAUUGUUGUGCUGGACGCAGAUCUCAAGCAAAAACGUGAAGCAGAAUCAAAGCCCGCUCUCACCUUGCAAGAACUUUGUGAUUGGGCUAAGGAGAAACUUGCCCCUUACAAGAUCCCUUCACGCUUUUAUGUUUGGGAUUCACUACCUCGCAAUGCCAUGGGAAAGGUGAACAAGAAGGAACUGAAGAGAAAUUUUAGUGAUGGAGAUAAUUGAAUUUUUGUCUAUAUAAAGGCCAAAAUGUGCUCACAUAGCAAGAGAGAAACAAAGGAAACAGUUACCAAGUUAUCAGCUACAAGGAUACAACAUACAAAAACACGAAGGAACACGUUUUACAUUUAAAAUGAUCUCAAGCGUUGGUUGAAGGUUUUGGCUCAUCUUUGCACAGCUCAAAUAAGAUUUGGAUCUUGAUUGUCAUGAUAAUUUUUAGCUACCCCUGGCAAUUUAAUUGGUGUCAUUUCUUACAGCUUAGGCUUCGCUAAAUGUGAAUGCAGCAACUCACACUCACAAAGUGUGAAUUUUGGAACACUAACCAACUUACCAACCUAUUUUGAUCACAUGAAGCUACUGUUAGGAACAAAGAAUAAUAUGUUUGAGAAAAUUACCGAUUUGGUCCCUCAAUUGUUGGCGAGCUGUCAAUGUAGUCCCUCAAUCCCAUAUUCAUCAAUUUGACCCACGGAAUAAAUUAAGUUUGGACGACUUACUCCUUUCGGUCGCAUUUCGUCGUUCAGCCGGUGAGGACCUAGUUUAAGCAUGGGCAAUUUGUACUUUUCAUAUGUUCAACACUCUCUUUGGUC
Ipomoea triloba (trilobed morning glory) is the source of this 2593-nucleotide messenger RNA. Its product is annotated as malonate--CoA ligase. The transcript has 17 exons. Gene Ontology annotation, biological process: fatty acid metabolic process. Bases 183 to 2012 code for a protein of 609 amino acids. Lineage: Eukaryota; Viridiplantae; Streptophyta; Magnoliopsida; Solanales; Convolvulaceae. Gene Ontology annotation, molecular function: medium-chain fatty acid-CoA ligase activity. The record is from RefSeq and is a predicted model, not a curated record.